Messenger RNA from Apis mellifera (honey bee), 3059 nucleotides. It is a transcript of the gene shd, whose product is annotated as cytochrome P450 314A1. The transcript is spliced from 9 exons. NCBI's taxonomy places the organism in Eukaryota, Metazoa, Arthropoda, Insecta, Hymenoptera, Apidae. Gene Ontology annotation, molecular function: monooxygenase activity; heme binding; iron ion binding. The record is from RefSeq and is a predicted model, not a curated record. Bases 878 to 2638 code for a protein of 586 amino acids.
ACUUGGCUUUCUUUUUUUAUUAUAGAAUUAUGGAAUUAUUCAUUGAUAUGAUAAAUUGCUCGUAUCAAUAUUGUCAUGAUUAACAGUUGAUUUUACCACUGCUACUCGUAUAAUAAUAUAUAUCAUAGCCUAUCAUCAUCAUCAUCACCGUCACGAUUACCAUUAUCAUCAUCAUUAUCAUCACCACCAUCACUACCAUCUGUACCACCACCACCACAACUACUAUUACCACCACCAUCACUACUACUGCUACUGCCACCAUUACAAUCAUCUUGACGACGACACAACGAUGUUUGGUAUCUCUUUUUAACUGUACUUCAGACCACGCGCACCCUUCGUAAGUAUAAGAACGUCUCGUUUUUAUCUACCGGUUGAUCGCUAUACCUGUGAUAUGAAUACGCGAAUUUAAAUAAAUCCAUCGAAUUUCCGGUUAUAAGCGGUUCAUCGAAAUGAAUGUUCAUGAAUGUUGAUGACAGUGAAAAUACGUCCUUUUGUUUCAAAUUUAUGUGAACGAAAAUAAUCUAAAAGAAAACAGGAUACACGCAUAUUUAGAAUAAAUAAUGUGAGCCGUGUGAACUUGUGAUCCUAGUGAUAAUUAAUUAACAUUUGUAUCGCGGGAAUGCUUAGUCCAAUUAUGACGAAUCAAAACAUUUACGUUUCUUUAAAUCUGUAAUCGUUAUUUUAAAAUUAAUUUAUCACAUAAAUUUUAUUCUAAUAAAUUUCUCAUUUUAAUUAAUUUUAUCGAAUCGUUAAAUUUAAUUUUCGGUAAAAUAGUAUAGGAACGGAUUAUAUCGAUCUAUAUUCGUGUUUUGCAAGAUAAUAAAAAAAAUAUUGGGAUAAUCAUCCUAAUCUAUCGGAUGAAUCGAGUUUUUUCGAGAUGUUACUCUCGAGUGCUUGGUUCGAAGUAAUCGCGGCAGUUCUUUUGACGAUAUUGAUCUUCGUUACCAGCCAUCGGCCAGCAUGGUGGUUUUGGACAGCUACGUCUCACGAAGCUAGCGCACCAGCCGAGGGGAAGUUCAAAACGGUAUCCAAAGUUCCAGGCCCGUUUUCUUUACCGAUUUUUGGAACAAGAUGGAUAUUCUCUUGCAUCGGUUACUAUAAAUUGAACAAGAUUCACGACGCUUACAAAGAUUUGAACCAACGGUAUGGCGCGUUGUGUAAAGAAGAAGCGUUAUGGAAUUUUCCAAUGAUCUCUGUCUUCUCCCGUCAGGAUAUCGAGACUAUCAUCCGCCGUAACUCCAGGUAUCCGCUUCGCCCCCCGCAAGAGGUUAUAUCGCAUUAUCGACGGACACGCCGGGAUCGUUACACGAAUCUCGGUUUAGUCAACGAACAAGGACAAACAUGGCACGAUCUUCGGGUAGCUCUCACGUCGGAAUUGACGGCCGCCAGUACGGUCCUUGGCUUUUUCCCGGCACUGAAUAUCGUCGCAGAUUCGUUCAUCGAGUUGAUCCGUCGUCAAAGAGUCGGAUACAAAGUGACAGGUUUCGAAGAGCUCGCCUAUAAAAUGGGAUUGGAGAGCACAUGCACAUUGAUCCUGGGUCGACACCUCGGCUUCUUAAAACCAGACUCGAGCAGCGAGCUCGCGACGAGACUGGCGGAAGCCGUGAGGAUACACUUCACCGCCUCGCGGGACGCAUUUUACGGAUUGCCGCUUUGGAAAUUGUUACCGACCUGUGCGUACAAGCAGCUGAUAGAGAGCGAGGACGCUAUAUACAAGUAUGUUUGGACAGGUAUCGAACGGGUUGAAAAUUCGUUUGCGACACUCGCGACGCUCAGUUGUGUACAACGAACGAUACGACGUCGUGCGAAUUUUCAGUAUCAUUUCGGAGAUCAUCGAGACCACUAUACAGGAGAAACGAGACGACGCGAAAGACGAGUCGGUGGAGGCCAUUUUUCAAUCCAUUCUCAGACAAAAGAACCUCGAUAUACGGGACAAGAAAGCGGCCAUUGUCGAUUUCAUAGCGGCCGGUAUACACACGGUACACGAAAUAAUUAUUCCAAUUCCACUAUUUCACUUCUCUCUUCCCUCAUCGAUCUCUCACUAGUCACCAACUAUUUCACUUCUCUUUUUCUUCACUUCUCACAGCUCGGAAACACUUUGGUAUUCCUGUUCGACUUGAUCGGGCGUAAUCCAACCGUGCAAAACAAACUCUACGAGGAGACUUACGCGUUGGCACCGGCCGGCUGCGACUUGACUAUAGACAAUCUACGAAAAGCCAAGUAUCUGCGCGCCUGCAUCACCGAAUCUCUACGAUUGAUCCCAACGACAACCUGCAUCGCGCGCAUAUUGGACGAGCCUAUCGAGCUGAGCGGUUAUCGAUUGACAGCGGGAACCGUAGUCCUUUUACACACUUGGAUAGCAGGUUUGAACGAGGAGAAUUUCAAAGACGCGAAGAAAUACUUGCCCGAGAGAUGGACGACACCCACCACUCCCCACUCCCCGUUGCUGGUCGCGCCAUUCGGCGCUGGAAGGAGAAUAUGUCCGGGCAAACGAUUCGUCGAUCUCGCGUUGCAGCUUAUUUUGGCCAAGAUUAUACGGGAAUUCGAGAUCAUCGUGGAGGAAGAGCUCGAUCUGCAAUUUGAAUUUAUUCUCGCGCCAAAAGGCCCGGUCUCCCUCGGUUUCCGCGAUCGUUCUUGAGAUCGUUCUUGAGAUCGUUCAUCUUGAAAUCCUUGCAAGUUUAGCUUUAUCUCGUUACCUAAUUUUACAUUAUCGUUAAAUAAUAAUAAUUGUUCAAGACGAAUUAUUUAUCGUAUUGGAUAUAACGGUCUGUGCAUUGUACAGAAUUUACGAGGAUAGAUGUAAUAUUUAAAUUUUUCGAUUUUUUUUUUUUUCAAUAAUAUAACGUUGUUGUACAAGAAUAUCAUAUAGACGAUCUCGAAUACCGAUUUAGACGCGUUUAUUAUUUAACCAAUGUUAUAUCGAAUAAUACGUAGCAAGUAGAAUGAAUAGGUUAGAAUAAUAUAUGGAAGAUCGAGGCGCAAUUUUUUAUAUUUGUUUCGACGAUACUCGUUUGUACGAUUUGUUACUACUGGGAUAAAUUACCUUUCCAAAAUGAAAA